Messenger RNA from Mesocestoides corti, 525 nucleotides. NCBI's taxonomy places the organism in Eukaryota, Metazoa, Platyhelminthes, Cestoda, Cyclophyllidea, Mesocestoididae. The record is from the annotation of a GenBank genome assembly.
AUGAACUUUUUUGAACGUAGUUGCUUAGAAAGAUAUGGAAUCGGUCCCGAGACUAAGCCCGUUUCAUUUCCUGAUGGAUUACCAUUGUCUGAAGAGGAUUUGAUUAAUUUCCGUCUGUUGCCAAACGGUAAUUUUGUUCGGCGAGGGUUUUCCCCCUUUCGUUCCGGUAAGCCAUUGAAUCUCGAAAACUGGGACAUUAUAACGAAACAGAAUAUCGAUCUUACUGCUCCAAGCUGCGUUGUUAAUGCACCAGAAAAUCCUCGAUAUUUAUCCCGAGCAUAUCUCAGAAGUUGGCACAAUCAGCGAUGGCAACAUCACAAGCUAUUUUCUGAGUUUUUUACAGCCAAGUACCGCUAUCGCCUUAAUCAGGACGGCCAGGAGUACCGGUAUAAUGGACUUUGGCGAUUAGAUGAUGCGAUUCGUCAGUCUUUGAGUCAACGCAGCAAUGCAGACGGAACUUACAAGGCUCGCAAUAAUUCCCGGUUCGAUGCCGAUUGGGGCACCUACCCAUGGGCCUUUUACUGA